Darwinula stevensoni is the source of this 1881-nucleotide messenger RNA. Lineage: Eukaryota; Metazoa; Arthropoda; Ostracoda; Podocopida; Darwinulidae. The record is from the annotation of a GenBank genome assembly.
AUGAGCAGUAAACAAGACUCCGCAUGGAAUGGGCCUUGGCGCGUGUACACUGUCUUUCAAAAAGCACUCGAAAGCACUCCCGUCCAUGGACGGGAAAAUACUGGAGGCAAAUUGGAAGAAAUAGUGCUAGUUCUAAAGGCUAAAACUCAAGAACUUGCAAAGCAAGUCUCACAACUGAAAUCUGAAAAUGAGCAACUGGUCAGUCUCAGGGACGACUACAAGAUAUUGAAGCAUGACUUUGAGAACAUCAGGCACGCUACUGGGAAGCUGGGGAAUGACUGCGAGAACAUGAGAAAAGAGCACGAAAACCUCAAGUCUAGCUUCCAGGAACAUCUAUUGGAAAGAGACAAACUUCAGCUUCAACUGAACACCACGGAAGGAAGACUCCAAUAUCUGGAGGCUAUUAGCCUGCAAAUAACACCCCGAAUGUGUCAGACGCUUGCAGACUUGGGGGUGACACGGACAGGAGAAUACCUCGUGGAUCCUGACGGAGUUUCGAUCGGCGAUGCACCCAUCAAAGUGCUCUGUGAUAUGGAGUCAGGUAAGAUUCCGCCCCCGGUUAAUCCAGCACAAUCCUGUUCAACUCUUCGCCAAGUUGGAAAUGCUCACACUGGUUAUUACUUGGUCAACUCCCAGAAGGGUCGCUUGGAAGUUGUUAUGUGUAGGAUGGAUUUGGAGGAGACCGACUCGAAGUUUCAGGUAGAGACCAAUGCACGUAUUGCCGGGAGAGGUUUUCUUCAUGGCAAGGUUACUCCACCGGAUAAUCCAGCACAAUCCUGUUCAACCCUUCGCCAAGCUGGAAACGCUCACACUGGCUAUUACUUGGUCAACUCCCAGAAGGGUCGCUUGGAAGUUGUUAUGUGUAGGAUGGAUUUGGAGGAGACCGAUUCGAAGUUUCAGGUAGAAACCAAUGCACGUAUUGCCACGGCAGGUUUUCUCCAUGGCAAGGUUACUCCCCCGGUUAAUCCAGCACAAUCCUGUUCAACCCUUCGCCAAGCUGGAAACGCUCAUCCUGGUUAUUACAUUAUCGACUCCAAGAAAAGUCGCUUGGAUGUUGUUAUGUGCAGGAUGGAUAUGGAGGAGACCGACCCGAAGUUUCAGGUGGAGACUAGUGUACAUAUUGCAGGGGAAGGUGGUGUUUCUCUCGUAGAUGUCCAAUCAACUGCCUUUCAUCUGCUGAAACAAGGCGCGAAACUGUGGCCUCUUGCUGGAACUCGGAAGGAUGUAGUAAAGGCGAUGAACGCGGUGGAUUGCGGCUCCAUUUGCCAUUCUCUUGGAAUGAUUUGCAAUGCCUUCAACUGGUAUCCAAGAAAUUUCAAGUGUGAGUUCGUGAACACUCUAAAUGCCACGUUACAAGAUGCCCCUGGUGCGAUGGUCUAUGUCAGUGCCUUUGUAGCAUUCAGUGGUUGCCUGACACCUCCUCCUUCGAUGGAGAAUCGAACGAUGAAUUUCUCGUACGGAUGGAAUGGCAUCCUCCCGGCGCCUUUGCUCUCCGAAGUCUCAUAUGACUGCCCGCGGCAUUCCCGUUGUCCUCUCAAGGCCACAUGCGUUGCCUUCAACACGUGGAAAAUCCCGAAUCAAGACGUCACGCCGCCCUGCCCGGGAAGCGUUCCUCUGGCAGAAGGUUACAAGUUGUUUCAAGAAGAUGGUCGGUUUUACAAGUACUACCCAAGGGAAAUGAAUUGGAAUGAUGCGAGUCAGGUCUGCUGCCUGGAUGGGGCCCGACUCGCUUCCGACACGAGCCCCACAGUCUACAAAGCGAUCAGAAGUGUCACCGGUGGGACGAUCUGGCAAGGUGCCACCGACGAACUCGUGGAAGGCACAUGGAUAUACGUAGACCCAAGUGAGUAUGAAUCCAUCACAUUCGGUUUGCAUCAUUGA